Messenger RNA from Tarenaya hassleriana, 918 nucleotides. Its product is annotated as RING-H2 finger protein ATL78. Bases 84 to 752 code for a protein of 222 amino acids. Gene Ontology annotation, molecular function: transferase activity. NCBI's taxonomy places the organism in Eukaryota, Viridiplantae, Streptophyta, Magnoliopsida, Brassicales, Cleomaceae. The transcript has a single exon. The record is from RefSeq and is a predicted model, not a curated record. Gene Ontology annotation, biological process: protein ubiquitination.
AAACCUUUACCUUUGCUCUAUAUAUAUCACCUCCCACAAAAACCUAAGAGAUCUAUCUGUCUAGCUCUUGAAACUAGAUUAACAUGUCUACUUCCACCUCUGCUUCCACUACUCAACAAGCUCUGCUCUUCCAAGAUAUCAUUGGAAGUUCUUACCCAAGAAGAUUACUACUCCAAACACUUUAUCAGCCCCCAACCUCAGCACCACCGUCUCCUGUAAACGCUCAUGAAGCAUAUACAGGUGAUAACAGCUUUGAUGCCAAUGUUGUUAUGGUCCUAUCAGUUCUCUUAUGUGCCCUAGUUUGUUCACUCGGAUUGAAUUCCAUCAUAAAAUGUGCAUUGAGGUGCUCCAAUUUAGUAUCAUCUGAAGCUAGUGGCAACCAGGCAGUUCGCUUGGCCAACACAGGAGUCAAACGAAAAGCCUUGAAGAGUUUCCAGACAGUAAAUUACUCUACUGAAUUGAAACUGCCUGGCCUAGACACUGAGUGCGCAAUAUGUCUGUCGGAAUUCGCACCACGGGAGCGAGUGAAGCUAUUGCCUAAGUGCAAUCAUGGAUUCCAUGUCCGGUGUAUAGACAAAUGGCUCGGCUCACACUCAUCCUGUCCGACGUGCAGGCACUGCCUCAUCGAGACUUGCCAAAAGAUAGCAGGCUGUAGCCAGGCUAGCUCAUCAGAAUCUUCUCAACCACCACAAGACAGCAUUGUGCAAAUAACACCACUAGAACCAGAAAGGUUGAUACAUGGUUUUAGGUGAAUUAGUUAGCAGAUUAAUAGAAUUUAUGUUUCUAAACCCUACAUAGAUGCACAGCUACUUAUUCACAAUUAGUCAAGGUCGCAAGCGGUCUAUUGUCCAGAACAAGAAUAGCAUUUCCCAUGUAAAGUUGUAAAGUUUAUAAAUUGUUGCUUUCUUCGUUCUUUAA